This is a messenger RNA of Eupeodes corollae, 1720 nucleotides long. It is a transcript of the gene Adsl, whose product is annotated as adenylosuccinate lyase. Gene Ontology annotation, molecular function: N6-(1,2-dicarboxyethyl)AMP AMP-lyase (fumarate-forming) activity; (S)-2-(5-amino-1-(5-phospho-D-ribosyl)imidazole-4-carboxamido) succinate lyase (fumarate-forming) activity. The transcript has 3 exons. The record is from RefSeq and is a predicted model, not a curated record. Lineage: Eukaryota; Metazoa; Arthropoda; Insecta; Diptera; Syrphidae. Gene Ontology annotation, biological process: 'de novo' AMP biosynthetic process. Gene Ontology annotation, cellular component: cytosol. Bases 191 to 1636 code for a protein of 481 amino acids.
UACGCAUCACAGUUCGAGCUCAUCUAACUGCCUCGUUAAUUUCAUCUGACAGUUGUUUACAGCGCCUUCUAUCAAAAACUCAAAAACAAACGAUAACCUCUCCGAACUUGACAAACGUCAUUCAUACCCCCACGCUUCUUCAGCAUCAUUCCAAUUGAAAAUCUCGUCAAGCUAACAUCAUCCCUACAGAAUGGCAACAAGCUAUGAAGGUUACAAAUCUCCACUCUCCUCGCGCUAUGCCAGCAAGGAGAUGCAAUUCCAGUUCAGUGAGCAAAAUAAAUUCUCCACCUGGAGAAAGCUAUGGAUUUGGUUGGCCGAAGCAGAAAAGCAACUUGGCUUAGAAAUCACAGAUGCCCAGAUUGAGGAAAUGAAGAAGAACAUCGAGAACAUCGACUUUCCAGCAGCUGCGGCCGAGGAACGUCUCACGCGACAUGACGUAAUGGCACAUGUACAUGUUUUCGCCAAGCAAUGUCCCCUUGCUGCACCCAUUAUCCAUUUGGGAGCCACCUCCUGUUACGUGGGCGAUAAUACUGAUUUAAUUGUUCUGAGGAACUCACUCGACCUUCUGCUUCCUCGGGUAGCUUCGGUUAUCUUCUGUCUAAAGAACUUUGCAGAAUCACACAAGUCCCUUCCAACUCUGGGAUUCACUCACCUUCAACCAGCCCAGCUGACAACAGUAGGCAAACGAGCGUGUCUCUGGAUUCACGAUUUGCUCAUGGAUGAGAGGGCCUUGCGUCGAUGCCGCGAUGACUUGCGAUUCCGUGGAGUGAAGGGAACUACUGGAACACAAGCGUCUUUCAUGCAGCUUUUUAAUGGCGACGGAGAGAAGGUGAGGGCACUUGACUUCCUUGUUACAAAGUUGGCUGGGUUCGAGAAACCCUACGCUGUCACUGGACAAACCUACUCGCGCAAGGUCGACGUUGAAAUUCUCGGAGCACUUUCCAGUUUGGGAACAUCAAUCCACAAGAUGUGCUCCGAUUUGAGGAUUCUUGCGUCGCGCAAGGAAGUCGAAGAGCCAUUCGAGUCAACCCAAAUUGGCUCAUCGGCUAUGCCUUACAAGAGAAACCCAAUGCGCUCCGAGCGCUGCUGUGCCUUGGCCAGACAUAUGAUCACCGUCUAUUCCAACGCUGCGAACACACAUGCCACUCAAUGGCUAGAGAGAACACUCGACGACUCGGCCAAUCGUCGUCUGAGUUUGUCCGAAUCGUUCCUAUCCGCUGAUGCAGCUCUGCUGACGCUCCUCAACAUCUCCCAAGGACUUGUUGUCUACCCAAAGGUUAUCGAACGCCACAUCGCCCAAGAGCUUCCAUUCAUGUCCACAGAAAACAUAAUCAUGGCCAUGGUUAAGGCUGGUGGCGAUCGUCAGAUUUGUCAUGAGAAAAUUCGUGUGCUCUCGCACGAGGCUGGAGCGCAGGUUAAGCAACUCGGCAAGGAUAACGAUUUGGUUGAACGCGUCCGCAAUGAUGCCUACUUCGCUCCAAUUAUCGAUCAACUGGAGACAAUUUUGGAUGCAAAGACAUUCACUGGCAGAGCCAGUGAUCAGGUAACAGAGUUUUUAGCUGAAGAAGUUGAACCCGUCUUGAGUAAUUACAAAGAGGCACUUAAAAAUAUGGAAACUGUUACACUAACUAUUUAGAAAUUUUAUUUAAAAAAAAAAACGUUAAAUUUGUGCAAGUUUAUGAAGCUCGUUAUUGAAUAAAUUGUAUUUUUUCUAACUUUA